UCGCGCCAUGCGCGGCCGCGCUCCGAGUCGGCCGCCGAGCAGGCACGGCAGCUGGCGCGCUCGGGCAGCGCAGAUGAGAGCGUCGCGGCCUUCCUCACGCGCCGCAUGGGGCGCGCGGGCACGCAGCUCGUCGACGACCUCGUCUCGGCCGUGCUGCACGGCAUCUACGCCGGCAGUGCGCGCGAGCUCAGCGUGCGCGCCGUAAUGCCGGCGCUGUGGGACAUGGAGGCACGCAGUGGCGGCCUGCUGCGCAGCGUGCUGCCAAGGCGCCUCAACGCGCGUGCGCGCGCCGAGACGCCGGCGGAGCGCCUGGCGCGCGAGGAGGCGGAGCGCGAGCUGGCCGAGCUGGAGACGAGUGUGGGGCCGCACGUGGUGCGGCAGAUGAAGAGCAUCAGCGUGUAUAGCUUGCCCGAGGGCAUCGAGACGAUCACGCGCGCCAUGGAGAAGGAAGUGCGAGCCUUGCCCAACGUAGAGGUGUGCCUCGACGCCGGCGUGCAGCGGGCGAGUGUGCGCGACGACGGCAUGGUGCAGCUAGAGACACGCUCAGGCACGCACGUCGUCUCUCGAGUCAUCAGCGGCAUGCCCGGCUCCGCCUUGGACGCCGCGCUGCGCGCCGCCGGCGACGAGGCGGCGGCGCUGCCGCACCUGGCGCACAAUGCCUCUGCCGACGUCGGCGUCGUCAACGUGGCGCUGCCCGCUGGCCUCGUGGCGCAGCACGUGCGCAGCGGCGCGCGCGUGCUGCCCGUGCAGGGCUUUGGCUAUCUGCUCCCCAGCGGCACGCCCAACGCCGCCGGCGUGCUCGGCGUCGUCUUUGACUCGGACUCGCUGCCCACGCAGGAUGCCGCCGCGCCCACCGCAGAAGCAGCGGCGGCGGCACCGACGAAGCUCACCGUCAUGCUUGGCGGGCCGCACUGGAAGGGGCGCACGCCGCUGCCGGACGCGCCGCAGCUGCGCCGCCUCGCGCUCGACGCGCUGCAUGCGCAUCUGGGCCUGCCUCGCGCGCUCCUCGACGACCCCGCGACGCUCGUCGUGGCGCGCCUGCAGCGCGCCUGCAUCCCGCACUACGCCGUCGGCCAUCUGGGGCGCAUGCGGGAGCUGCACGCGGCGCUGAGCAGCGCGAGCUCGCCGUGGCGAGGCAGGCUGGCCCUCGUGGGCGCCAGCUGGACGGGCGUGAGUCUCAACGACUGCGUGCUGGGCGCGCGCCGCACGGCUCGGCGCAUCAUCGACGAGGAGCAGCAGCGCGAGGCCGGCGCGGCUCACUGGCACGCCACCACGACGGGCCUCGAGCGCUUUGCGCCGAGCCACGAGGCGCACGAGCGCGCCGCCGUCGGGCAGCACGAGGGCGCGCUGGGCGGCGGCAUUCUCGGCAACGCUGCGUAGUGUCAAGGGACAAGCUGCGAUGGCAAUUGCGGCAUGUAGUAGCGUGACAGAGAGAGAGAGGGGGGGGGGGCACGCCGCAGAGAAG
This is a messenger RNA of Tilletiopsis washingtonensis, 1465 nucleotides long. RefSeq lists its product as hypothetical. Gene Ontology annotation, biological process: heme biosynthetic process. Gene Ontology annotation, cellular component: mitochondrial inner membrane. The transcript is spliced from 2 exons. Gene Ontology annotation, molecular function: protoporphyrinogen oxidase activity, oxygen as acceptor. Bases 106 to 1380 code for a protein of 424 amino acids. NCBI's taxonomy places the organism in Eukaryota, Fungi, Basidiomycota, Exobasidiomycetes, Entylomatales. The record is from RefSeq and is a predicted model, not a curated record.